Molecule: messenger RNA, 2342 nt
Organism: Eucalyptus grandis
Lineage: Eukaryota; Viridiplantae; Streptophyta; Magnoliopsida; Myrtales; Myrtaceae
Product: primary amine oxidase
Exons: 6
Coding region: 8-2032 (674 amino acids)
Biological process (GO): amine metabolic process
Molecular function (GO): primary methylamine oxidase activity; quinone binding; copper ion binding
Source: RefSeq, a predicted model, not a curated record
UACACUAAUGGCUUCCCCUCACAAAGUCUUGCUCUCUCUCCUUUCCAUCACACUCUUCUCCUUCUCCGUUUCACCAGUCUCAUCUCAGCAUGAACACCCGCUUGAUCCCUUAUCGCCAGUGGAAUUCUCUCUGAUUCGAGAUGCGGUGAAGAGAUCGUAUGGGGCAUCGGGUGAAAACGUGACAUUCCAAUAUGUGGGUCUGGACGAGCCAGAUAAAUCUCUUGUUCACUCGUGGAUGUCGAGCCAAGCUAGCAAAAAACCUCCUCCUCGUCGAGCCUCCGUGGUCGUGCGGCUCCACGGGCAAACUCAUGAGCUGGUCGUGGACUUAUCGAGCCAUCAACCAUCAAUCGUCUCCAAGGAGGUGUACCAUGGACAUGGCUUCCCUAUGCUCACAAUAGAGGAGCAAACAGAUGCGAUCGAGCUACCUCGUACACAUGAUGAAUUCAUACAGUCCAUCAAAAACAGAGGCCUCGACAUGUCAAGCGUUGUGUGCUCAACUUUCGCGGUCGGGUGGUACGGAGAGCUGAGAAGCAGGAGGGUCGUGAAGGUCCUUGCUUUCUACACAAACGGCACGGUCAACUUCUACAUGAGACCCAUCGAAGGCAUAGUCGUGGUGGUCGACUUGGAUCUGAUGAAGAUAGUGAAGUAUCACGACCGGUUCGCGACAACUGUGCCGACAGCUGAGGACACCGAGUACCGUCUGGAGAAGCAAAACCCUCCCUUCGGACCACAUCUGAGGGGCGCGGCCAUCGUGCAACCUCAUGGACUGGGCUUCGACAUCAAGGGACAUACUAUCAGCUGGGCCAAUUGGAAGCUCCAUCUAGGGUUCGACGUCCGAGUCGGUCCGAUCAUCUCGCUAGCAUCGAUCUACGAUCUCGAGAAGGAUAAAUAUCGACAGGUACUAUAUAGAGCCUAUGUGUCCGAGGUCUUCGUGCCCUAUAUGGACCCAACUGAAGAAUGGUACUACAAGAUCUACUUCGACAGUGGAGAAUACGGGUUCGGAUUGUCCGCCGUGUCACUCCAGCCGAGGGUAGACUGCCCCGAUAAUGCGGUAUUCGUGGACGGAUUUUUUGCGGGCCAAAAUGGUAGCGCAGUACAGAUACCGAAUGUAACUUGUGUGUUUGAAAAGUAUGCAGGAAAUAUCAUGUGGCGUCAUACUGAGGUUGGAAUUCCGGAUGUGAAGAUUAAUGAGGUUAGAUCAGACGUGAGCCUGGUGGUGAGAUCAGUAUCUACGGUUGGCAACUACGAUUACAUUCUUGAUUGGGAGUUCAAGCCAAGUGGAGCCAUCAAAUUCGAGGUCGGACUGACUGGAGUACUAGAAGUCAAAGCAGUGAACUACACUCACGCAAGUCAGAUAAAAGAGGAUGAAUACGGCACGAUGGUCGGAGCAAACACCAUCGCUACGCACCACGACCACUUCUUCACCUACCACCUCGACCUCGACGUCGAUGGUGCUCCAAACUCCUUCGUCAAGACCAAUUUGAUCACGAAACCAGUGGCCGAGGAAGGAGUGCCGAGGAAGAGUUACUGGACCGUGUCGAGCAAGACGGCGAGAACUGAGUCGGAGGCGCAGCUGCACUUGGGAUUGGAGCCAUGUGAUCUCAUCGUGGUCAACCCCAACAAGCAAACCAAAGUCGGGAACAACGUCGGGUACCGCCUCAUCCCCGGGCCGAUCGCCAGCCCCAUUCUGUUCCGAGAUGAUUACCCGCAGAUCCGCGCCGCUUUCACCAACAACAACUUGUGGGUGACUCCGUACAACAAGAGCGAAAAAUGGGCCAGUGGCCGAUACGUCGAUCAAAGCCGAGGGGAUGAUACAUUGGCUGUUUGGACCAAGAGGAACAGGAAGAUUGAGAAUGAGGACAUUGUGUUGUGGUACACGCUGGGCUUUCAUCACGUCCCUUACCAAGAGGACUUCCCGAUAAUGCCAACGCUGAGUGGAGGUUUUGAGCUCCGGCCGACCAACUUCUUCAACAGAAACCCAAUGCUCAAAACGAAAUCCCCAGAACCUGUCAUCCCGAGCUGCAAGCCCUAGAGAUGAUCUUUCCUAGAAAUGGAGUGAUGGACGUUCCUACAAGGAAAUACUUAUGAUACUCGAACUUAUGCCUUAUCGGAGCGUGUUAUCCCAUUUUUAAGUUGGUUUAUUCUACAACAGCAAAUACUAGUCAUAAUAUGGGUUUCAAUGAAGAAAGUUUAGUUAUUAAUAAAGCUGGUACUACUAUGAAAAAAUUAAAAUCUCGAGCUCGAGGGCGGAGUUAUGCAAUAAAAAAACCCAUUGUCAUAUAAGGAUUGUAUUGAAAGAUAAAUCUUUAUAUGAAGAAGAAGAUUUCUUUUGCUUAGAAAAA